AUGGGUGGAAUUCCCCCAACCCCAUCCAUUGGCGCCGUGUCGUCCAAGAAGCUGUUUGUGGAUCAAUUCGAAGCAUUCGCCAAGCAGUGCGAGGACUUGGUGGACGACUACUGCAAACCAUUUAAACCAUACGUGGUUAGCAUUGGCCGGUUCUUCAUCGUCGCCACCUUCUACGAAGACUCGUUGCGGAUCUUUACCCAGUGGAGUGAACAGGUUUAUUACUUGCACAAUUACAAACACAUUUGGAAAUGGUUGACGGUAUUUUUUUUAACCUCCAACAUCGUGUUAAUGACCACCGCCUCCACCAUGUUGAUCUUGAGAAAGCGCAAUGAGAUUGCCACCAUUGCAUUGAUAUCGGUUGUGCUUUUGCAAGGGGUGUUUUAUGGAUUGAUUUUCGAUGGCUUAUUCAUCUUGAGGAACUUGUCGGUGGUUGGAGGGUUGAUUCUCGCAUUCUCAGACUCAUUGGUUCGAGACAAACGGUCAUUCAACGUGCCGGGAAUACCCAUGGUACAGAACCAGGACAACAAGAAGUACUAUCUUCUCGCUGGCAGAUUGUUGUUGGUGUUGUUGUUCAUUGGGUUUGCCUUUUCGUCCUCAUGGUCCUUCACCCGUACCAUUGUGAUCUUGAUUGGGUUUGUCACCUGUGCCUCCAUAAUCGUCGGGUACAAAACCAAGUUUGCGGCGCUGGUGUUGACAUUGAUGUUGUUCAUCUACAAUGUGUUUGCCAAUCAGUUUUGGAGAUACGGCUCGCACGACUCGUCGAGAGACUUUCUUAAAUACGAAUUCUUUCAAACCUUGUCGAUUGUUGGGGGCUUGUUGAUUAUUGUGAAUGCCGGUGCCGGCGAGUUGUCACUCGAUGAGAAGAAGAAGAUUUAUUAA
This is a messenger RNA of Yamadazyma tenuis ATCC 10573, 879 nucleotides long. It is a transcript of the gene ERV29, whose product is annotated as Erv29p. NCBI's taxonomy places the organism in Eukaryota, Fungi, Ascomycota, Pichiomycetes, Serinales, Debaryomycetaceae. Gene Ontology annotation, cellular component: membrane. The record is from RefSeq and is a predicted model, not a curated record.